AUGGCUUCAAACUUCAUGCUAAAUGAAACAUACAUUAAUAUUGGCUAUGAUUUAACGUCUGGAUUGAUAUGCGAUGAUAACUCUGUUGAUUCUGUUUAUCAUCAAACAUUAUAUGAAAGUUUCGUUCAAUCAUUAAAGCAAUACGAGAUUAAUGAUGAUAAUUUGGCAUAUGCAAUGAAAAUUGCUUCAUUUUUCGUCAGAAAUGGAGUAAUUGAAAAUUUCCCUGAAUGGAUUAUUAAUAUAUUACAAAAUCCAGAUAUAGACGAUAUAUUUUUCAAGUAUUUCGGAAGUGUUUGGCUUUAUUUCCUUAGAAAUUUAGAUUUAUCGGAUAAUAUCCAAAUUUUUCAAGCAGUUAUGACAAGAUUAACUAAUGAACCUCAAAUGUCCAAUUAUUCUCAAUGCGUUUUUAUUACUUUUCUUCAAUUUAUUAAAGAAGAUAUCCAAAAGGCUACAAGCUUGUUAGAAUCAGUUGGAAUGGAUAUCAACUCGUUCAUAAGAAUGAUGCUUAAUAUUAAAAAUUUCGUCGGUUGGUUUGAUAUCAAAAUAUUACUCUCGACUUUGAUGCUUUUCCGUGAUAAUCAAGUUAACGAAGAUGAUGAUGAUCCAUUGAUAUACUUUAUUAUAUCAUACUUCAUAAGAAUUAGCGAAGAUCAUUUACUUGCAUUCAAGAACCGAAAUAAUGUGCAAGAAAUAUCUGUUGCUUUUUGUGUAGAAGAUCCUUUUUACAAAGAAAACGAAUUAAUUGAUAUUGACAUCAUUACAUUUUUUGAUAAGUAUAUUAGAGUUUUUGGAAUUCCUGAAGUGUCACAAGAGUACAUACAGAAUCUUUAUGACACUCUUGUCAAAACUCACAAUGAUUAUUUUAAUUUAUAG
Trichomonas vaginalis G3 is the source of this 873-nucleotide messenger RNA. RefSeq lists its product as uncharacterized. The transcript has a single exon. NCBI's taxonomy places the organism in Eukaryota, Parabasalia, Trichomonadida, Trichomonadidae. The record is from RefSeq and is a predicted model, not a curated record. The coding region runs from base 1 to 873 and encodes 290 amino acids.